Cuscuta europaea is the source of this 863-nucleotide messenger RNA. The record is from the annotation of a GenBank genome assembly. NCBI's taxonomy places the organism in Eukaryota, Viridiplantae, Streptophyta, Magnoliopsida, Solanales, Convolvulaceae.
GCGAAUGUAUUGAUCGGAUUUAGUCAUGAAAGCGAAAGCAUUGAUCGGAUUUCAUUGCUCUGUUAUUCCUCUUUCGUCGUUUUUCUCUCUGGCGUCAGUUCUCCUUGUCGAGUUUGAAAUUGUGUUCGGUCUACUGCUCCAUCCGUUUUCAGUUUUCUGCUCCGACAUAACGAUUCCAUGAAGUUCAAUAUAACAUGGUUUUUGCCCCUUUCACUGGCGUUGAUAAUCAUAAAAAGUGCAUUACUUUUGGUGUGGGUUUGUUGUUGAAAGAAGAUGUGGAAUCAUAUGCUUGGUUGUUUCGUUCUUUUUUGAAUGCAUUGGGUCGGGAACCAAAGUCAUGAAUCAUAACAGAUCAAGACCCAUCCAUGAAAAUUGCUAUUCCACAGAUCUUCACUACAUCAUGUCACAGAUUUUGCAUGUGGCAUAUUAUGGAGAAUGUGAGUUCGAAAGUUGGACUGGUUUUGAGUAAAGAUGCAUAUUUUAUGAAGGAAUUGAAUUGUAUUGUGUGGAGUCAUUAUUUGCAACCAUCUGAAUUUGAGAUGAGAUGGACUAAUUUGAUGAAAAAGUAUGACUUACUUGAUCACAGUUGGUUUUCACACAUGUUUGAGAUUAGGAGGUUGUGGAUUCCUGCUUAUUUUGGUGACCUUUUCAUGGCGGGUUUGCUUAGGACUACAUCACGUUCUGAAAGUGAAAACCAUUUUUUCUAUGAAUUCACGAAUCCAAACUUCACCUUGGUUGAGAUUUAUAUGCAGUUUGAGAGUGCAAUGGAAUCUCAAAGGCAUAGUCGUGCACAAUUGAUCAAAGUUUCUGGGUCCUCCAUUCCCGAGUACAAGACUCCAUUACAUAUUGAAAGAUAUGCUUCC